Molecule: messenger RNA, 4858 nt
Organism: Rhopilema esculentum
Lineage: Eukaryota; Metazoa; Cnidaria; Scyphozoa; Rhizostomeae; Rhizostomatidae
Product: metabotropic glutamate receptor 3
Biological process (GO): G protein-coupled receptor signaling pathway
Cellular component (GO): membrane
Molecular function (GO): G protein-coupled receptor activity
Source: RefSeq, a predicted model, not a curated record
AGCACAAGGUGCUAUUACAUGCUUCAACAAGCUGGAGAAAUAAAGGAUCUUUUAUGCCAUGUAGUAUCUUCAAUGUACAGUUUCUAUAUCUUAAUAGCAAGUUUAUCUUUAAAUAAGAUACUAUUUCAACGAGUAUCUUGGACUUACAACAAGAUCCGUUAAUAUUUACUGUGACAUGGUGCACUUUUUAAGAUCAUCUUGCCCAUCCCUGUUUACUUCUCCUUUGAGCGUCUUCACUCCUAUUCAAUUCUUUUUUUGGUAAUAAUACUACUUUGAGACCGUCCUUUCGAUCAGCCACAAUUUUGUUACAAUGGCAUGACAUAGACCUCAACCCUUGACCGUCAAAAGCUUAUGGAAGGCCUAAGUAAAGUAAAACAAUGAUAGUAAUACGUCCAUAAGUAGGUCACCUUGCAUUUUGCAUAGCUAGCUUUGGAGUUGCGAGAGAUGUUAUUAGAUAAUGCCUAUGCCAUAAAAUUUAAGAGGCGUGGUAUAUCUUAAAUGUAUAUUAAGACAUAUUUCUACGUAGCUAAUUAAAGAUGCAACUCAUAUUACAGUCAGGGGUAAAGUGAUAGGGGGGCUCAACCGAAAAUUGGCAAAUUUAUACUUUUGCUAUUAUAUUUUGCAACAUCCUGUGCAAGUGCCCCCCUUGCUAUUUUGAUAGCACUACACCAAUGAUUACAGGUUAAGUCGUACCAAAUUUCCUCUCAUCAUAAAUAGAGUUCAAUGAUCGAUACUUCAUUAUGUAAGCCGUAUAGUAUUAGUUGUAAUGAUUUUUCCAGUUACAUCUUUAGAGAUAUAUAAAACAUGAGUUAUAAACGGGUUCCUAGAAUCUUUUGAUUUUGCAAACAUCAAACAGCAAACUCACACAGACAAACAGGCCUGACAGUAAACUUUGAAAUGUGCAUGGCGAUCAUUUCUGCUCUAUUCUAACAGUACAAGGAAGCUAUUAUACCACUCCAACAUUAUAAUGAUUUAAAUGGCAAGCCUGAUUUUUGUUUGUAUUCCAUUAGCGAUGCAGCCAACCAGAUUUGUUGUGUUCGAUAAUGUUGAUUCAGCUGUCUUUACAUCUGUGCCCUUGUUAGUAUCCUAAGAGCAUCUUUGACUGUCAAAAGUAGACAAGAUCCUCCACUCAUCUGAAAGGCCUUUUCAAAGGAUUAUCAAAAUCUUCCAGCACUCAAAGGCUCACCAACAGCGAGAAUGAAAAGGAAACCCAUUUUGGCAGCACUUCUGCUGGCGCUACUACACUGUUCAAACAGUAACAUUUUCAAGUGGAAUAUGAGUGAGGGAUCAAAGAACUGGGAAUUGUACGUUUUUACCCUAAAGAAGAUGUCAUGGAUUCAUUACAGCUUCCUGGGGUUUUUCAAUAUAAGGUCUGCCUACAAAGACAAGCACUCUAGGCCUGAAUCUAUCUCCAUUGCUGAUGGAGUAAUUCUAACAGAGGUAAUGAGGUAUGCUGUCCUGAAACUAAAUGAACAAAAGAUUCUAAGGCACCCCAUCUAUCUCCAAGUCAUGGAUUGUGAACAUUCACGAACACAGCUAUCAAGGUUUCAAGAUUUGCCGGUGAUUCUCGGCCUAACAUCAUGGCAAACAACAUACUAUAUGUUGAGCAAUCAAAGAUCUAAAGCUCCAGUCUUCAAUCCUUUAUCUUCAAGCGCAUCGUUCGAUCACUAUCAUGAAAGCAAAGAAACAUACAAGAGUAUGCAUGGAAAUUUGAUGCGAACAGUCUCAUCUGAUGCGUUAGAAUUACAGGCAAUCCUAGACAUUUUGAUUAAAUUUGACUGGAAAUAUGUGACAUUGGUGGGCUCAAACGAUCUACGAACCCAAGAGCUUGUCCAGAUGUUUCACAAACGUGCCUUCGCCGCAGGUGUCUGUGUUUCCAAAACGAUCUGGCUCUCUGUGUUACCUGGCGAAAAGGAAUACGAUCAUGUGGCCAAGGAGCUAGCGAGCCAAAGCAAAACCAAUAUUGUCAUUUUAUUUUCGACAACAGGGGAAACGCAUAGAAUUAUCAAAGAAGCAGGGAAAUAUUCUCGACUGAUAUUUGUGACAUGGUCUGGAUUUAGAGCAAGUAAUUACAAUUUGAGAGGAAUAUCACAAGCUGCUAAAGGGCUUUUGAUGAUACAACAUGCUGAUACAUAUGACCAAGGCUUUGAAGAUUAUUUUAUGCAACUUUCGUUAAGUAACAAUCGAUAUUCAUGGUUUGCAGAGUUUUGGAGUGACAUUUUUAACUGCAGUAUUCCAGAGGAAUAUGGAAUAUUGUCUCGUACGUUCGGAGACCAGCGGCGGCGUUGCUCUGGCUAUGAAAAACUUGACAGAAGCUUGGUACAAUUAAGAUACGCCCAAGUGAAGCCUAUCUUAAAUGCCUUGGCUAUAAUUGCUUGUGCAAUGAAUCGGAGCGAAAGGGUUACAAAAUGCAACUACACCUUUGGUUCAUGGUGGCAAUGUCGCGAGAUGAUAAGCAGAAAAGCAAUGAAGUUCAUCGGCAGUAAAGGAUGCCAGCUGCCAGGUUACGUUAACCUUAACAAGCAAGGAUUUUAUAAUAGAGGGUUUCUAAUUGUUAACUAUGAUGGGAUCGAUUUCAGAGAGGUUGGGAGCUGGAAGUUUAAUGAGACGGCAAGAAAAAGUCAUUUUAUUCUGGAUUCUGAAAAAAUUGUUUUCAAAGAAAGAAGCAUACCUAUUUCUCGCUGUUAUUUUCCUUGUAAGAUCGGGGAAAUUAUUGAUCGUGGCCCAGAGGGUAAGGCCUGUUGCUAUCUAUGUAGGUCAUGCAAUCAAAAUGACGUCACAGUGAAUAACUCUUGUGUCCAGUGCCCCAAACAUACGCGGCCUGACAAGAAUCGAACUGCAUGCGUGCAGUUACCUAUCACCUAUCCAAACAUGAAGCAUGGUCGAGCAUGGGUUGUAGCUUUCUUUGCCAGUGUUGGAAUUGUUUUAACAACGAUUGUUAUGGGAAUAUUUUACCGACACCGCAAGACUCAGAUCGUUAAAGCGGCAAGCAAGGACAUGAGCUUCAUUAUAUUCAUUGCAUUGCAUGCCUGUUUUUUAUCGUCAGGAUUUUACAUCAUGAAACCGAAUGUUGUAAUUUGUAGUAUUAGAAGAUUCAUAGUCGGCCUAAGUUUGAACGCCUGCUACACACCACUUCUUUUGAAAAUGAUACGAAUCUAUCGCAUCUUCAAUGUAGUGAAAAUGUCUGCACAGAAGCCACCGCUUAUUGGCCAAAAGUCCCAAAUUACAAUUUGCCUGCUGUUGAUUCUAGGGCAAGUCUUUCUCUGUGUCACUUGGAUCCUUAAUGAGGCCCCAAGUGUCAAGAAACAAGAUUCCGAAAAGAGCAAGGAGACAGUGCUUCUCUGCAGCGCUGAUACAACUAGUGUUGUUUUUAAUCUAAUCCCCUGCCUUAUUCUGAUGUCAUCUUGCACUGUACUUGCGUACAAGACUAGAAAUUACCCCUCAAACUUCAACGAGGCAUUCAAAAUCAGUAUAACGAUGUAUGGGAGUUGCUUGCUGUGGGCAAUUUACGUGCCGAUGCUAGUGCUACAUCAGCAAACUGGGGAAUACGUACAGUUACCAACGCUGCUAACAGCUGGCUUCAUGGUUAUUCUUGGCCUGGUGACAUUGAUUGGACUAUUCGGAUCGACGGUGUUCAGGGUAGUAGCAUAUAGAGAGGCGGAGUCUGGAAGUAGUGGCAGGUUUAGCACGGGAACGCGCAGAGUAACCCUCGAUAUGAUUCCAGAUUCAAGGGUAUGGCCAGAGACCUCAUCUAUGAAACUGACUUCGAGGGACGCAUCAACUGACCCCAUGGAAGCUGAUUAUUGCUCUUUGUGUUCCCAAUAUAAAGAAGUUUCAAAAGGAUAGUUCUAUGCAAGCUUUGCCAUCUUUUUUUGGCUUUACAUCAAGUACUCAAAGUGCUUUAUUUUCUGGCAGAAAAAUGGAUUUCCCUUUCCCCUGAACUAAAAACAUCUCAAAACGCCAAACAUUUCAAAAUACGUUCCAGACUUGGUUUUUUGUAAAUAAAUGAGCCUGCUCGUUCGGCAUCAAUUCUUAUGCAACCUCUGGAGUUAUUUAAUGUUAAACUAAAAGUAAACAUAUAUUAUACUUAGACAGAGGAUUUAUCGAUGUUAUACAUAAGCUGAAAUUAUAAAUAUUGCUGAAGUGGCAUAAAUGCGUUUAAAGAAAUGUGCAUUUUAUUUAAUUGUGAGAUAUGUGAAUACAUAGGUAUCAGAUACAUCUGCAGUCCAUUUAUCUUCCUAGCUAACUGAAUUAACCUUUUUUUCUCUUUAUAUAAGGGUAGUUACAUAGAAGAGCUUUAGCCAAUGAACGAAUUUAUUUUUUUGGCAUUUCUUAAUGCUUAUAAGAAAGGUAUAUUCGGAAAUCCCUGUUCAUUAAAGAAAUAUGAGAUGAUAAAUGAAAAUCUAAAGGGCAUGUGUCGCGUUAGCAGUUGGCUAAUGCAACGAAAAGUUGAGAGUGGAAUUUAGUUGUUUCAUGUAUUUUCACUUGUGCGUCAUGAAUUUUUCUGCCGUGAAAAUUCAUCGUCGUUCAAAUGCUAUGUACUAAAAAGAUUAUUCUAUUGCAUUAACGGACGACAUACGCCCUUAGACAUAUUCUGAUAUUCUUCAAAUUCUAAUAAACAACGUCACAACCCCCUGGAUCGUCUGUUAAAGAGGCAUAGAAUGGGAAUAUCUAGUCUACUAAGCUGAAAAAAAACAGGGGACAUUAAAAAAUCAGUGGCCUUUAAUAGAGAAUUUGCAGUACUUAUUUAGAUACAUCUACAUGCACUAGCGUCUAUUUGUUAUAUAUGCUCAAAAGUAUAAAUAGACAUCGUGCGAAAUAGUCCUACACCUAAUUAUAACAUAUGCCCUAUCAGCAG